Messenger RNA from Pelobates cultripes (western spadefoot toad), 294 nucleotides. NCBI's taxonomy places the organism in Eukaryota, Metazoa, Chordata, Amphibia, Anura, Pelobatidae. The record is from the annotation of a GenBank genome assembly.
AUGCUAAUGUACAACACGGUUGAUCUCACACCGGAAAAUUACCUGCUACACCUGACACCCCUACCAUUAGCUACAUACAAAAAAACAAUCACACCGUACCUAAUCAAUGCAGCACGCAGCCUGAUCCCAGCAUUUUGGAAAAAGACCGCAACCCCAUCCAUGACGGACUGGAUAAUGAGGAUAGAAGACAUGAGAACCAUAGAAGAAUUAAUUCUAAUAGCCAGAGGACAAACCCAGAGAUACCAGAAGAUAUGGCUCCACUGGCUCCAAUGGCUAACGAACAGACAGCCAUAA